This is a messenger RNA of Arabis nemorensis, 768 nucleotides long. The record is from the annotation of a GenBank genome assembly. NCBI's taxonomy places the organism in Eukaryota, Viridiplantae, Streptophyta, Magnoliopsida, Brassicales, Brassicaceae.
AUGUUGGAUCAGGUUGGUUUAGUGGAUGCUCUUGAUAACUGGUUCGAUGGAGUUCUAACCAUCGGUACAUUCGGUUUCGACUCUUUGAAAUUUCAAGAAGAAGAAGACGAAAUUGAUGAUGAUGAAUGUGAAAGUGUGGAUCUCGACUAUGUUGUUAUCGAUGGUAGCAUCGUCAAGAACAUUAACCAAGAGUUGGAUCCUCUUAUCUCCAAUGAAAAUAAUUUUCAUGAUCAUCAUGAUGAUUUGAAGGUAUUAAACGCUGAUCAGUUUAACCUGAACAAAACCACUGAAAGGGCAGUGGUCGCCGUUGCGGUCCAGGCCGAGAUAGAGCCGCAGAAGAAGAGGACAACACUUGCGGAGCUCUUCAUGGAGGACGAAGACGAAGGUGAUAACACAUGGCACGACAAGAAACCAAAGAACCCUAAACUUGAUCAUGAUGAUCAUGAGGUUAAACAAAACAGGUCAAAGCUAAGUACGAAGUUCUUGUUUGCUAAGAAGAAGAUGAUCAUGUCAAAAUCCAAAGAUAAAGAAAAAGACUCACGUCCGAUCAAGAAAGUGCAACAGAUGAUAAAGAGGAUGUUAAAGAAGAAGAUCCAUCCAGAUAUCGAUGCGACUAAGGCUUUUAAAAAUGACGUUGUUCCAUACAAGAAAUGUGAAGCUCUCGAGUCACGUUAUCUUCUUAACAUCAACCAAGAAUGUGUUGGUAAUUUGGUAUCGUCAAGAUUGUUAAGAGAUGUAUUUGCUUUCAUAUUCCAAAACCAUUACUAA